CUUGAGAACUAAGCAUAUCAUCGCAAACUUACUACUGCAUUGAACACUAAUCAUCCUGUCCUCACAACGAUAAAUUCUUAAGUCUUGAACAUGGCCUCUACCCUUAAAUUUCUGGCACUACUAGUUGUCUCAUCAGCCAUUGUUCAAAUAGCAAUGGCAGGAGAUCCAGAUAUUCUUUCUGAUUUUGUUAUCCCACCAAAUAUGAUCACACUUAAUGGUACAUUCUUCACGUUCAACGGUAUGCGUGUCCUCAAUGAUGCUGCACCGCCUACAGCAUUCAAGGUCUUGAAAGCAAGCAUGACAGAAUUCGCUGCUCUCUUUGGCCAGAGUGUUUCAUAUGCUGCUCUUCAGUUCCCGGCCGGUUCUCCAAACCCACCGCACACUCACCCUCGCUCUGCCGAGCUACUUUUCCUUGCCCGGGGCUCUCUCCAAGUUGGAUUCGUUGACACCACCAACAAGCUUUUCACUCAAACACUUGAAGCCGGUGACUUGUUUGUAUUUCCUAAGGGUCUUGUCCAUUUCCAAUACAAUGCAGAUGCACAGAACUCUGCCCUUGCAAUAUCUGCUUUUGGAAGCGCCAAUGCUGGAACUGUUUCACUUCCUAAUACCCUAUUCACCACCGGCAUUGAUGAUAACAUCUUAGCUAAAUCCUUCAAGACUGAUGUUGCCACUAUUCAGGCUCUCAAGGCAGGUCUUGCACCCAAGCCAUGAAGUUAGGCUGCCUAACCUUAUUACUAUUUCUAAUUGUUUUCAAGUAUUUUGUGCCAACUGAUUUUAUGUCUUUGAUUGAGUGUUUAAUAAUAAUCACCCAG
Mercurialis annua (annual mercury) is the source of this 812-nucleotide messenger RNA. Its product is annotated as germin-like protein 9-3. The record is from RefSeq and is a predicted model, not a curated record. The coding region runs from base 91 to 711 and encodes 206 amino acids. Lineage: Eukaryota; Viridiplantae; Streptophyta; Magnoliopsida; Malpighiales; Euphorbiaceae. Gene Ontology annotation, molecular function: manganese ion binding. Gene Ontology annotation, cellular component: cell wall. The transcript has a single exon.